Candoia aspera is the source of this 4629-nucleotide messenger RNA. RefSeq names its product phosphatidylserine synthase 1 (gene PTDSS1). Gene Ontology annotation, biological process: phosphatidylserine biosynthetic process. NCBI's taxonomy places the organism in Eukaryota, Metazoa, Chordata, Lepidosauria, Squamata, Candoiidae. Bases 199 to 1620 code for a protein of 473 amino acids. The record is from RefSeq and is a predicted model, not a curated record. The transcript has 13 exons. Gene Ontology annotation, molecular function: L-serine-phosphatidylethanolamine phosphatidyltransferase activity.
CGCCGCCCCUUCUUUCAUCCCGCUCCCGUCUCCUCGCUGCCCGCCUGGCGCGUCCCUCUGCUGUCCUUUCCCUCUCGCUGAACCGCAAGGGGUGGAAGCGGCGGGAGUGGGCCGCUACCGCCGCCGCCGCCGCCGCUGCGUGGGAAGGAGGAGGCGAGGAGGAGGAGGAAGAGGCGGCGGAGGGAAGGCGCUGCAACCAUGGCGUCGUAUGUGGGGAGUCGGACUUUGAGCAAGGACGAUGUGAACUAUCGGCUGCACUUCCGCAUGAUCAACGAGCAGCAAGUGGAGGACAUCACUCUGGAAUUCUUCUACCGCCCCCACACCAUCACCCUGCUCAGCUUCACCAUCCUCAGCCUCAUGGCCUUCGCCUUCACCAGAGAUGAUUCAACCCCCGAAGAUAAUAUUUGGAAAGGCAUCCUCUCUGUGAUAUUUUUCUUUCUAAUCAUCAGUGUUCUAGCUUUUCCUAAUGGCCCUUUCACCCGUCCACACCCUGCAAUAUGGCGCAUGGUAUUUGGUUUGAGUGUACUUUAUUUUCUGUUUCUGGUAUUCCUGCUCUUCCUUAACUUUGAACAAGUGAAAUCAGUGAUGUACUGGUUGGAUCCUAACCUACGAUAUGCGACAAGAGAAGCAGACAUUAUGGAAUAUGCUGUGAAUUGCCAUGUUAUUACCUGGGAACGAAUCCUAAGUCAUUUUGAUAUAUUUGCUUUUGGACAUUUCUGGGGCUGGGCAAUGAAGGCUUUGUUGAUCCGCAGCUAUGGAUUGUGUUGGACUAUUAGCAUCACCUGGGAGCUGACAGAGCUGUUCUUCAUGCAUCUACUGCCGAAUUUUGCUGAAUGCUGGUGGGAUCAAGUUAUUUUGGACAUCCUCCUAUGUAAUGGGGGUGGCAUCUGGUUGGGCAUGGUGGUUUGCCGCUGGUUAGAGAUGAGGACCUAUCACUGGGCAAGCUUCAAGGACAUUCACACCACCACAGGUAAAAUCAAGAGAGCUGUUUUACAGUUCACUCCAGCAAGUUGGACAUAUGUUCGCUGGUUUGAUCCCAAGUCUUCCUUUCAGCGAGUAGCUGGGAUAUAUCUUUUCAUGUUUAUCUGGCAGUUGACCGAGCUGAACACUUUUUUCUUGAAACAUAUCUUUGUUUUUCAAGCAAGUCACCCUUUAAGCUGGGGUAGGAUUCUCUUCAUUGGAAUUAUUACAGCACCAACUGUGAGACAGUACUACGCUUACCUCACAGACACGCAGUGCAAAAGAGUAGGAACUCAGUGCUGGGUAUUUGGGGUUAUUGGUUUCCUUGAAGCUAUUGUAUGCAUCAAAUUUGGUCAAGAUCUCUUCUCCAAAACACAAAUAUUGUAUGUUGUAUUUUGGCUUCUUUGUGUGGCUGUUACUACUUUUCUGUGUUUGUAUGGGAUGGUGUGGUAUGCAGACCAUUAUGGACAACGAGAAAAGACAUUGUCGGAAAGCGAAGAUGGUUUGUACAUCCCGGAUGUUUCCUGGCGUAACUCUAAAAUCACUAGAGGAAUGGAAGACAGUCCACCCAAACACUCAAGCAACAGCGACAGCCAUUCAUCCAGGAGGAGGAAUCGUCAUUCAAAAGCAAAAGUAACGAAUGGGGUUGGCAAGAGAUAGAGAAAGAGAGAGAGAUUAAAAGAGAGAGACUGUCAGUUUCUAGAUUUGUUCCAGAAUUGUGCCUGAGAGCAAAGAAGGAAGACUGGGCCUGGAUCUGAAUUCCCUACUUGAAGGUCAACAAGAGGAGGAGGCUGAAGGGAACAAACUCUUCAGUAAUCAGAGGCCUCGGAUUUUGUUAAGAGGGAAUUCAUCUGUUUAUUGCAAAUCAUUAGCUGCUGUCACUUGCCAUUAAUUGGCUUGACUCUCUGCAUUUGACACUCAAGAGAGUUGAAAAGUAUUCAAAGGCAAAAGCUUGCUCUGGAGAGGUCCUGUGAUAAUGUUCAAGUAGUGUGAAUGCCUUAUGAAGAUUUUUGUUUAGUUGAGAAUGAUAAUCCAAAGUUAACUGUCAGCCAGUUGGUUUAUCUGCCUGCGGCUGUGAGUUUUUACAUUUGUUUCGCAUUUUUGUGUUCUUUAGCAUAACUUUUUGAUUGCUACACUGCCUUUGUUUUUGGUAACUAAGCUCUUCUGUGCUAUUCGGUUUUAGGAAACAGCGCUUCCAUUUUUGAGUCUGAGGGUGCUGAGUAUUACAAAGCAUAUUCCACAAUUUUUGUAGUGUUUUUUAAAAAAUAAUGUUUCAUUCUGUUGAAUGCCUUGAAUUCACAAUCCUAUUAUGUAUGGAUUGUGUCCAUACUUAUUAACACAGGAACAGAUAUUUAUGUAAACAUAUAGCCCUUUGUUUUCUGGCGGCUGCAGUAUUUCCCAUAAGGCUGUUCCUACUCUGAAGUAUGUCAUGUAGACCCUGUGACCAACAAGUUGUAAAACUUGACCUUAGAUUUAAAGCCAAAUGUAUGUUUAUGGUUUUACAACAAUCUCCCUGGCUUGAUAAAAUGCUUAUUCCAGGAAAGCACCAUUCAGCAUUGCUAUUUAAACAAAACAAAAGACAAUAAGAAACACUAUACAUGAAGUCAUUCAGAUUCCUUCUGGGAUUUUUUCCUGUCUGUUUCUUAGGAAAUAAUCACAAAUGUCAAUUCUUAGUCAUUCCCUGGAAAGGAAAAUGGUCACCAUAUUGAAGUAUUAAAUGUUGAACCUUAAGGUAUCAGAAGUGAAAUAAUUCUGCAUUUUCUUUGUUUGGCUUGACUUCUGUUGUGUGUUCCAUGUGGACUGUGGGGCAGAUUAUGCCAAGAGACUUGUCCAAGGUGAUCACUUUAAGUAAGAACCCACAUCCUUGCCAUUGUCUGGGAGGUACUGCUUUGAGAAUGCCACAGGCAAUGCACCCCAAGGUCUGAUCUGUUGUAAAGGCUUCAGCAUACAAAUCAAACAACUGUACAUAGUAAAAGGCUGCCGUAAUCCAUGCUGUUUUAUGUGCUGCAGAAUAUCUCCUUUUCUAAUACAAUCACGCUGCAGCUGCUAAGCUGUGGAAAGCUCUGUUUUUUUUUCCAGUCAUAAACGUGGGAAGCCUUGCAUUAGAAAUGGCUAUAACCUAUUUGCUGCAACUCUGCUAAAUCUGUGCAUAUUGGGGAGGGGGGGGAUCCACGCGAGGCUGGUUUUUCUUUCAUAUUCUGAAAAUUGUGAAUUAAUAAUUCCAUACACACACGUGUUGCAUAAUUCUCAAGUAUCUGUUCAUUCGCCAAGUUUCACUCCUUCAUUCUUUGUCAGUUGCAGAAAGACAAAGCAGUCAUUUUCCCCCCUUUUAUUCAAGACCAAAGCUGGAUGAUUUUACUGUCCUUAGGAAUAUUUCAAAAAAAUACUUUGAGGUUAAUAAUGCCCACUUUUUCAAAAAGCUUUCCUUAUUUUGCAGAUACUGGAACAUGCAGAAUCAUGGCUCUGCUAAAGUCAAUAAUCAGAUUCUUACUCACCUUGCUAGAGAUUGGGCCUUAGGUUUACCGCAGAGUUUAAUAGACAAAUACUGUUUUUAUAGAUGGGGCUGAUGUAUGCAGAUACCUUUAGUGUACGCAGGAUGGGCAUACAUACCUGUCUUGCAAAAUUAGAGCUCAUGUUAAUAUUCCCUGUCGCUGGGACACAGUGGGUCAUGUAUAGGGAGAGGUUUUUCAACUUUCUCAUGGUAAUUCCUGCAGAGUUGGAGCAGGGAGAUACUUUUGGAAGACAAGCAGCAGCAACUGCACCUCCAAGUUCAUGCAAUCCUUCACAUGCACACUUUGGAUUCUGGCCUAAAUACUUUUAAAAUAUAUAAAUAUGGCAUGAUAAAAGACGCAUGACUAUGCUCAGAAAAUGAGCACUCCUUAAUUAACUCUUUUCAGGAACAGGAAAGACAUCUGUGAUCUGACACUUCAUGUUAGUUUUGUUCCACUUUUCAGAAAUCCAAUGAAGUCUUCAUUUAUGGCAUUUCCUGCAUUGGUUAGCUUUAAUGAUGUAUGCUGCCUCAAUGCAUCAUUGGCCUGUGGGGAUGAUGUGCUGCGCUUUACUUUCCAUGGCAGUUAGACCUGGACUGAUAGAAAUAGAGGAAGCUUUGUAUUCUGAAUCAGAUCAAACACAAAUCCAAGUGUUUUCUUCAACGACUGGUGAAUUCUCAAGGAGGGACACUGCUGUCAUCUUUGUACUGAGAAUUCUGGAAGAUGCAGUAUUGCUCCAAUUUGUAGGUUUCUGAACUUGCUGACUUCCUUGUUCCCUCACUCAAUUUUUAAAGAUUUUAGAUUAGCAUACAAUCCAGGUUGUUGUGAUUAUUUUUGAAUUAAUUCUUCAGUGUGGGGUUGUUACUAUUUUUAAACGUCUUGAUUUCUGUGGAGAUUGCUGUACUGCUCUAUCUGUCCAGGGGGUGGCGGGGUGGCUUGCAAUUAUUUUUUUUUGCAAAGAAAGUUUGGUGCAAAAAGAUAUCUACAAAGAGAAGGACGCCUAAGAGGGACAUAGAGCAGGAACCAGGCUGAGCAAACCUUGCUGCUGCCAGUAUUAAACCCGACUUGAGAACACUGCUUUGUUUAAAAGAUUAUAUAAAAUAAAAACCAUACAUGCAGUUUGUUUUCAGUUAUGCUUUUGUUUCUCACCUGUGAAAAAUAAACUUUUGACUGCCUGGGA